UUCACAUUUUGACUCUUAACUCCCUCCAAGAUUACAAAAACAAAAGCAAACGUUUUUGCCUAAAUUACUCUCCCCAAAUACAAGCCCUGAAAUAUUCCUUUCUUGGUCAAUCAAUUAAGCAGUUUGACAUUACAAAUGGGUUCGAUUCUGAUGUGGGUUUUACUUGUAUUCGCCAAUUUAUGCAAUUACAACGUCUUAGCCGAUCCAAUCUUCUCAACUCACACAGGUGGCUUAAGCCGCAGCUCUCGUGAACCAAAAUAUGAUAUCGAGUUCCACACAGAAGAUUCACCAUUUCUUCCUGAUGAUGAUCAAGAAUCAGUGGUCAUGCCAAAGAGCAACGGCGAAAAUUUUCUAUGUUAUUUGCCAAAAGUGGAGAAACCCGAGAAUGAUAAACCUGCCAUACGCGAAAACACAACCAGCUUAAUUUUGGAAACCGAAAAACGAUUCAAACUCAAGACACCAGACGAGCUGCUUGAACCACUUAAAGACCGAUGCUUAAUCAGGCAAGAGGGGUGGUGGUCUUAUGAAUUUUGUUACCACAAGAAGUUGCGUCAAGUUCAUGUAGAAGAUGACAGGAUUGUUCAAGAAUUUGUAUUGGGUGAAUACGAUGCUGAAGCUACAGCUGCUUAUAAUCGUAACCUGUCUGACAUUUCAACUUUAAAAGAUCCUCGCUCAAUAGAUGCGUCACAAAGGUAUCAUGCUCAUCAAUACACAAACGGAACCACUUGUGAUCUUACAAACGAGCCUCGAGAAACCGAGGUAAGAUUUGUGUGUUCCGAACCUAGAGCAAUGAUUAGUUCCAUUACCGAGUUAUCAACAUGCAAAUAUGCAAUCACGAUCCAUUGCCCAACGCUCUGCAAACACCCGUUGUUCCAAGAAGAAAGACCGGUAUGGUAUACAAUCAACUGUAACCCGGUCCCAAAAGAUUACAAACAACCAAACAUGGAGGAUGGCAUUGUUCCUGAACACAAGAUUGCUAUGGUGACCGAUAAGGAAUCACCAUCGAUAUCCAAAUCUGUUUCGGAAGAAUAUGCAACAUAAAGAUGUAUGCACAUUGCAUGCCCAUCUUCACUUCAAAUUAACUAACAGAAAGAGGUAUUAGUUGUCCUGAAUCGGAUAAUGUUUAUUGAUUUAUCGACAUUUUGAGGUACAGUUUUUGUUUAUUGUUAUAGUAAAUCCCAUAGAUGUUGAAAUUGCGCUUUUAAAGCAUAUGCAAAUUCGACGGUUUGGUGCGCA
This is a messenger RNA of Helianthus annuus (common sunflower), 1236 nucleotides long. Its product is annotated as protein OS-9 homolog. NCBI's taxonomy places the organism in Eukaryota, Viridiplantae, Streptophyta, Magnoliopsida, Asterales, Asteraceae. The transcript is spliced from 8 exons. The coding region runs from base 136 to 1041 and encodes 301 amino acids. The record is from RefSeq and is a predicted model, not a curated record. Gene Ontology annotation, biological process: endoplasmic reticulum unfolded protein response; retrograde protein transport, ER to cytosol. Gene Ontology annotation, cellular component: endoplasmic reticulum lumen.